Papilio machaon (common yellow swallowtail) is the source of this 1276-nucleotide messenger RNA. Its product is annotated as LETM1 domain-containing protein 1. The transcript is spliced from 3 exons. NCBI's taxonomy places the organism in Eukaryota, Metazoa, Arthropoda, Insecta, Lepidoptera, Papilionidae. Gene Ontology annotation, biological process: intracellular monoatomic cation homeostasis. Gene Ontology annotation, molecular function: ribosome binding. The record is from RefSeq and is a predicted model, not a curated record. Gene Ontology annotation, cellular component: mitochondrial inner membrane.
AUGUCACUUGUCAGUCAGCGGAAUUAAGAGGCGCAAUAUAACAAAAUGUGUUAUAAUCGUUAGUUCGUUUUCAAAUUUGUAUAAAUAAGAACAUAUUUAUUAAAAAAAUAUGCCUAUCCACAGAAUGAUAUCAGUUUCUAGAUUAAUUUCCCAAUGCAAUCGUUCUUCAGUUAUAGCUACUAAAGUCCAAUCUAGCAAUUUAAACAGGUAUUUAUUUUGUGUUUAUUGAGAUAUAAUUUUUAAAAAUUGUUAUUUUAAUAAUUUUAUUUGUAUAAUUUAUUUUAGAAAUCUAACAAACGAACGACUAAAACAUACAGCGGCCUACAAAAGUGAAAAAGAUAAAAUACGCACUUACAUUGUACAAAGAUAUAUCAACUAUGUCAAAAAUUAUAAAAAAUUAUUACAAGACCGAUUUCCAGCAGCAAUACACAUGUACAGGGUAUUUAGUAUAGGUAUCAAAGAUUUUUUAAGUGAUUUAAAAACCUACAUUUCACUUAGGCUAAAAAUAACAAAAGACCAAGGAUUCUCCAAUAUGACACGCCAAGAGUUAGAGUUAUUUGUGAAGAUGCCUUCGGACAUGUGGCGAAUAGCACCUGUGUUAAUACUUUCAGCUUUGCCAUUUGGAAAUUACAUAAUAUUUCCUCUAGCAUUAAUGAAACCAAAAAAGUUACUAAGCUCUCAUUUCUGGUCUAUACAACAACGGGCAGAAUUUAACAUAGAAGAUUUGAAAGAAAGACUUCGUAAUAAUCGCCCAAUUCUUCGAUGUCUUCAGGCUAAAUUAGAGGAUAUACCUGACGGUGAAGUCAAAGAAAACUGGCGGAGAGUUUUAGCGUUACUAGGAUCUGGAGUACAUCCAUCAGUCAAUGAAGUAUUGGCAUGUAAAGAAUUGUUUUGUAAAAAACCAUACCACUUAGCAUGUUUGUCUUUUACACAUAUGGGACAUUUACUUAAAAUGCUUGGCAUACGAAGAACUUUGUUCAGAAGAAAAAAACUUAAAUACAGAGCUUUCUUGUUGUUACAAAUGGACAGAGCAAUUGUAAGAGAAGGUGGAGUUGAUGUACUGAAUACGGAAGCAUUGAAAAAUGCAUGUCAUAUACGAGGAUUGAACACUAGAAACUUAAGCAAUCAAGAUAUGAAGGAUUGGUUACAACAAUGGAUUUCUGUAUCUGCAAACAUUGAUGCUAAUACAUAUUCUCUGCUUUUGCAUUGUCCUAUUUUCUUUGCAUACAACCACCCCCAAAAUUGGGUAUUAAUUUAUUAAAUGUUAUUUUGUUUG